Molecule: messenger RNA, 862 nt
Organism: Hypomesus transpacificus
Lineage: Eukaryota; Metazoa; Chordata; Actinopteri; Osmeriformes; Osmeridae
Product: guanine nucleotide-binding protein G(o) subunit alpha-like
Exons: 3
Coding region: 374-721 (115 amino acids)
Biological process (GO): adenylate cyclase-modulating G protein-coupled receptor signaling pathway; G protein-coupled dopamine receptor signaling pathway
Cellular component (GO): heterotrimeric G-protein complex
Molecular function (GO): guanyl nucleotide binding; corticotropin-releasing hormone receptor 1 binding; mu-type opioid receptor binding
Source: RefSeq, a predicted model, not a curated record
UGAGCCGCUAGCAGCGCACUCUACCAACCGACCGUCCAUUGUGAACAAGCUGAACGAUGCGUGCGCUCGACACCUUCGCCGCCGCCCUAUAGAGAUCCGUGGACCGAGCGCCAAACAUAGCGACUGGGACAGCCGGACCGUGUGAACGCUAAAUACGGAGACAAUAUUUGUUUUUAAACAAGUGUAAAACGUUGUCGUGUCGGUUUUUUAAUGCUUUAGUUAGCCACCGACAGAGCGCGAGCGAGAGGGAGAAAGAGAGCGAGUGUGUCUAGAGAGAGAGAGGGACAGGGAAGAAAUCCUACCGAGGAAAAAGGGGUUGCUCGUGUUUUGCACUUCGCCUAUUUUGGAUACCAAGAUAGCAAGUUGUGUAGCCAUGGGAUGUACAUUGAGCGCAGAGGAGCGAGCGGCUUUGGACAGAAGCAAAGCAAUCGAGAAAAACCUUAAAGAAGAUGGACUCACUGCUGCAAAAGACGUGAAACUCCUCCUGCUUGGGGCGGGGGAGUCAGGAAAGAGUACCAUCGUCAAACAGAUGAAGAUCAUCCACGAGGACGGUUUCUCGGGCGAUGAUGUGAAGCAGUACAAGCCCGUGGUCUACAGCAACACCAUCCAGUCCCUGGCCGCCAUCGUCCGUGCCAUGGACACCUUGGGCCUGGAGUACGGGAACAAGGAGUGCAAGGUCAGGAACACACACACUCUGCACAUCAACACACACACACUCUGAAUGUAAACACACAGGUAUGCCACACAGACACAUGGCGGGAUUGAAACAGAUCCCAUUCCAGAAGACCGUGGUUUCUGCUGCUGAUUGUGAUGGUGGUGGUGAUGAUGAUGGUGGUGAUGAUGAUGAUGAUGGUGAUGAUGA